UAACAGAAGGCGGGUUCUCGACCGCUUCUCAACACAGGCCACAUAUAUAUUGCGAAGUCCGGCAUGUCUGGACAUUAUUGGCACUUGAUGUCGAGCAAAUUUAUGCGCAAAGACUGUGUGCACUGAAACUGACCGUAACUUGAGUGGGAGACGCACACAAGACGUAUUAUUGCUAGACACACGCUUACACUGCGCUCAGACGUUCUCCACCCAAGUCUGAACUAUUUCUCUACAAGAAAAGACCCAGAGGCGGUAGCCAUCGUGAUUGGAAACCAACGUCCGAAAGCGAAAUACGGCUAUUCACUGGUGACGGGUCCCCGGUGCCCAGAGUGGACUCGCUCCGAAUAUCGUGGAUGCAUAUCAAGUCUAACGGUUCCAAUGAAACCGCACUUAGAAAUAUCACCGCCAAGGCGGAGAAUGCUCUCGGCCUCAUCCGUAGGAUCGCCAACAGGCACUGGGGAAUCAAGGAAUACAAUCUCAUCCGCAUUAUACAUGCUUUUGUGCUCUGCCACCUUUCAUACUCGGCGGCCAUGCAUAAUUGACAUGUUGCAGAGAGGAACAAGAUCAAUUCCCUCAUCAGAAAGGUCUUUAAGCUCACCCUCGGCUUACCUGUAAGCAUUCACACCGAAAACCCGUUCAAGCUCGAAGUCCACAGCACGCUCGAAGAAAUAAUCGAGGCGCCAGAGCGCUCACAGCUGCUCAGGCUAUCCGGCACCCCGGCGGGCCGCGAGAUACUCAACGAGAUGGGCCUCAACCCUGUCGACCAGUGCCCCGACGCCGUGCGGAUUCCCAGCGACAUCAGGUCUUUACUGCACAUCGCGCCCAUUCCCCGCAAUAUGCAUCCCGCACACAAUUUCGGCAGACGUCGGGCCAGGGGUAGAGCUGUACUCGAGCAUGUCCGUAACACCCACAUUGAGGCAAGCUUCGUGGAUGCCGUGCAUAUGUCCAACAAGUAGCAUUCGCCAUCUCCAUCGUCGACUCCAAUUCGAGGCUCACUUGCUGCGCUACAGUACGUACUCCGAAGUCCGUGGUAGCCGAACAGGUUGCAAUCCCGCUGGCUGUGCUCGAUGGUCGCAGAGAAUAAAUAUAUAGUGAUUCCAAGGCAACCAUUAAGGCCUACCGAAUCGAGAUGUUCUCCCCUCAGGCCCUCCGCAUUCUCCAAAGCGCCACAAGUAUCUCUCCCCAUUCUCUCACUUGGUUUCCCGCUCACCUGGGGUCGACUGAGGGCUCUCCUUCUAACCCUAACGAGGGCGCGCACGACGCCGCGCGAGGACUCACUGACCGCGCCGCCUCCGCAGUCCCCCUGCCCCGCGAGGAACCCUUGCUCACGUUCAUUGAUAUCACCACACACUACUAUCUGUCAAGACGGGCAUUCCCCCUCCCGCGCCCUGCCUUAUGCAAGGCGCGGGCAGUGACCCUUCGACCUUUAGAAGCCCGUGCGUAUCCUAACCUUGCGGUUCUUCGUGCAAUAUACCCUGAAAAGCAUCCCAGUACGGACUGCCCUGCCUGUGGACUGACGGAAACAUUACAUCAUAUGUUGUGGAAGUGUGAAGCCAUCGGCUCCUCCUUCGGCGAGGAUAGGUAGGCUGCGCUUUUGGGCAGCCCCGAACUCAACGACCAAACCCUGGCCGUCCAGAGUGCCCGCGAUCGGGCCGUCAAGCUCGGAUUGGUGGCGUGGGGUCUCUGCGUCUUCUCUGGACCGAAAAAAGUUAUUACACUGACUCACUCGCUCGCUCGCUCACUCACUCACUCACUCACUCACUCACUCACUCACUCACUCACUCACUCACUCACUCACUCACUCACUCACCCACGCUUCGGGACAUCGAUUCAAGAAUUCACUGCUGAAUUCCUGCACUGGUAACAAAGAAAGCGGGCGUUCGACCUCUGUUGAGCACACGCCACGUUCAUUUAGGGAAAAUACCGCACGUCUGGACGCUAUCUGCACUUGGUCUCGAGAAAAUUAUCCGAACGACUGCGUACACCGACACUGGACGUAACUUGAGUGUGAAGAGGCACGGCUCGUAGGUCUCUUUUAGGUCACAGCGUUACUGCUUUAUCAGUUUUUUUUUCACAGACAGUUAUCGCACCGAGAUUAACGUCUAGCACCACCAAACGCCCCAAGCGCUAUGUCAGAUGGAAGUUCGAAAUCUGCCUGGGCUUAUCAAACGAUAAGCAGGGAGAAAGUUCAGUCGGCAUGCGCUCGCGUUUCGUAACAAGCUGAGACGUAGUUUAGCGCUCACAAGAACUGGACAAAGCAGUGGCGCAAGGCUGGGAAGCUUAUCAUGGUGCUGAGUGAAAGUACUGUUCAAGUGCCUCAUGAACUUGCGGUUCCAAACCUUGAGGACUGGGAAGGUAACGUGGUCGGCGCAACACUAGAAAUCAGAAAAGAAUCCCUACAGCGCUUGCAGAAACUUCUCAAAGGAGAUACACUGCUCAAGGAGCCUCAAGAUGAAAAGGUGCUCGUGAUGUUUCUUCGCUCGCGAAAGUACGACGUUGCGUCUACGUUUAGAGCCAUCGAGAACUACUUUCGGGCUCGCAAAAAUAUGCCGGAGUUCUUCAGAAAUCUUACACCGGCAAAUAUUCCAUACAAGACUGUCUGUACAGACAAUAGGCUUAUGUUGGUUUCUAAAGAAAAGGAUCACCUGGGAAGAUCAGUGGGGCUGCUGCGAAUAGGAGCAUGGAAAUCCAGCAUCUGUUCGCUUACAGACCUCACGAGAUGUCUGCUUGUCCUCACUGAAAGCCAUUUGACCGAAGAAGAAACGCAGAUUAAAGGUUUCGUGAGUGUCUUCGAUGUGGAAGGGCUGAGUCCGUAUCACCUGGCACACCUGACUCCCCGGUACUUCAUGAAAAUACUUCACGUUCUCCAGGACUGCCUUCCGCUAAGGACAGAAAAAAUAUAUGUCGUGAACAACCCAUCAAUAUUCGCUGUCUUAUUUGCUGUGGCGAAGCCGUUCUUGCAUAGGAAGCUCCUGAGCAAAAUCGAGCUGCUUGGUUACGACUUCAGCAAGCUUCUGGCCGUAGUACCAGCCGACAUAAUACCGAAGAGACAUGGAGGUACGCUUGAAGACUUUGACUACCACAGCCAAGAGACAUUCAUAGAACAACGAAGCCCCUACUUCGAGCAGAUGGAUCGUUGCGGUUACUAAACUCUAAAGAACAA
Molecule: messenger RNA, 3163 nt
Organism: Dermacentor andersoni
Lineage: Eukaryota; Metazoa; Arthropoda; Arachnida; Ixodida; Ixodidae
Product: alpha-tocopherol transfer protein-like
Cellular component (GO): membrane
Molecular function (GO): phosphatidylinositol bisphosphate binding
Source: RefSeq, a predicted model, not a curated record